AUGUUCCCACUGGAAUACUGGGGAUCGAUUUUUGCAAUUGCGAAUGUUCCCACUGGAAUACUGGGUAUCGACUUUUCGCAGUACUAUGAAUUGCAUGUCGAUUCACGUAGGACUCAGUUCAUCAACCCAGCGUCUAACAUUAAAGUUACGGGUCUCAAAGCCCGAACAGACGUUUACCGAAUCACGGGUUUAAUGCCUGAUAUCCCAGUGGAGUUCCAGACAUUGAUCGCCCGAUUCCCCACAUUGACUAAACCUAUUGAGGACCUAACACUGGUGACUGAUCGUGUUGCACACUACAUAAUCACUAAGGGUCCACCAGUCGCGACGCGAUCUCGCCGACUGGCACCGGAUAAAUUAGCUUUUGCUAAG
This is a messenger RNA of Echinostoma caproni, 369 nucleotides long. Lineage: Eukaryota; Metazoa; Platyhelminthes; Trematoda; Plagiorchiida; Echinostomatidae. The record is from the annotation of a GenBank genome assembly.